AUGUCGGUGAGCUAUUUCCAGGAGCGAGCAACUCCCGCUUCUCAGAAUGGCACCUCUCCGUCUACUCCAUCGACAGCGCCCGCGUUGCGAGGUACAAAUGCCCUCUCGAGCAGGAUCACCAGUGUGCUCUCUGCAUCAUAUGCAGAUCUAGAGAUCCGCGAUGCCUUGGAAACUCUGGAUGCACGUGGGGUGCAGAACACGGCCGAAACGCGACGUCAGCUGCGUCUAGAUGUCCAAAAGGAGGUCAUCGAGUGCAAUGGCGAAAUCAUCAAGGACUUUGGUCAGGUCGCGGAACAACUUAAACGCAUCGGGACUGCUAUCAGUAGCUUGAACACUUACUGCGCGGAUAUGCGCGGCCACAUUGAAGCUGCCAACAGAGAGACUGUGCCUGUCUUGGAAGAAGCCACCAGCCUCAUAACCCAGAGGAAGCAGGUGGAAUCUAAGCAACAGAUCUUGAACGCUUUCAGCACUCACUUCCUGAUAUCUGAAGAAGACGCUACCAUCCUGACAUCCACUGCUGAGCCUGUCAACGAAGAGUUCUUCCAAGUCUUGACCCGCGUAAAGAAGAUACAUCACGACUGUCAAGUGCUGCUCGGAACCGAGGACCAGCGAUUGGGAUUGGAGGUGCUAGAGCAGAGUUCCAAGCAACUCAACUCAGCCUUCCAGAAACUGUACCGGUGGAUUCAACGCGAGUUCAAGACACUGGAUCUGGAGAACCCACAGAUCAGUGCUUCUGUACGCCGGUCUUUGCGCGUGCUAGCCGAACGUCCUACUUUAUUCCAAAGUUGCCUUGACUCGUUCGCUGAGGCCCGAGAAUCCAUUCUUUCCGAUUCAUUCCAUGCUGCGUUGACCGGAUCGACGUCCGACGAGCACAUAGCCACUAAACCAAUCGAAUUCCAUGCUCAUGACCCGCUCCGCUAUGUUGGAGACAUGCUUGCGUGGUCUCACUCAACCACCGUAUCCGAGAGGGAGGCACUUGAGAACCUCUUUAUUUCAGAUGGCGACGAGAUCAAACGCUCCAUUCAGGCAGGACUUGAAAGUGAACCGUGGCUGAGAGGCGACGAAGAUGCAGAAGUCUUCGACGGACGGAAAGCUCUGAAUCAGCUUGUCAGCCGCGAUCUCACUGGUGUGGCUCGUCUCUUGAGGCAGCGGACUGAACAGGUAGUCCAAAGUCAUGAUGAUGCUACUCUUGCUUACAAGAUCGCAAACUUGAUUGGCUUCUACAAAGGCACCUUUGCCAAGCUGCUUGGAGCAGAUUCCGAUGUCUUGGACGUGUUUGACAUACUAGAAGCUUCCGCGAUGCGACAGUUCCGUGCCAACAUGAGAGACUAUGUUGCCAAUGUCCAAAGUGACCUCGCCGUAGCACCAGCCGACUUGUCCGCUCCCGAAUUCCUCGAGGAUGCGCUCCAGAUGCUCCGGGUCCUUGCGAAAAGCUACGACACAUCAGUUGCAGCCACGGAGGAUAAUGGCCAAGGAUUCCAGACUGUACUUGCGGAGUCGCUAGAUCCUUUCUUGAAUGGUUGCGAGAACCUACAGAAAGGAAUGAACGAGCCGGACAGCGCCAUCUUCGCUAUUAAUUGCCUCUUUGCGGCAAAAGAGGUCCUCUCUCAGUAUGCCUUCGCCAGCGAGCGAGUCAGCGAGAUCGAUGAUACGAUCGAUGAGAACGUUGCGAAGUUGACAAACUACCAACAUCAACACCUUAUUCACGAGUCUGGUCUUAUCACUCUCCUCAAUGCUCUUGAGGGGAUCAGUGAUUCGCCGGAAAGUCUCAAGACGAUUCCUGACCUGGAAGCUUUCAAGCCAGAUGCACUCAUUGCAGCCAGUCAGCAACUCGACGAAUUCUUGCCGUCUGCUAUCAUUGACGCAUCGGAAAACAUCAAACGACUACGUAACAGGAAGAUGAUACAGGAUAUCACAGAAGAAGCAGCUAACAAGUUCUGCGAAGACUUUGAGAUUGUAGAAAGCAAGAUGAUAGCUGCCGAUGAUCUUACCUACGAUGAAGAUAAGGAAGACGAGGAGCAGGAGCCUGGGUUGAGAGAUCUGUUCCCUCGCACCAGUGGUGAGAUACGGGUGCUGCUCAGCUAG
Molecule: messenger RNA, 2085 nt
Organism: Alternaria atra
Lineage: Eukaryota; Fungi; Ascomycota; Dothideomycetes; Pleosporales; Pleosporaceae
Exons: 2
Coding region: 1-2085 (694 amino acids)
Biological process (GO): intra-Golgi vesicle-mediated transport
Cellular component (GO): COG complex
Source: RefSeq, a predicted model, not a curated record